Molecule: messenger RNA, 4356 nt
Organism: Strongylocentrotus purpuratus (purple sea urchin)
Lineage: Eukaryota; Metazoa; Echinodermata; Echinoidea; Camarodonta; Strongylocentrotidae
Exons: 1
Coding region: 1-4356 (1451 amino acids)
Biological process (GO): DNA integration
Molecular function (GO): zinc ion binding; nucleic acid binding
Source: RefSeq, a predicted model, not a curated record
AUGGAGAUUGAGAAACUCUCGCGUAUUGGAGAGACGCUAGGCCUCAGUGGCAGUGAGUUGCAGGGUUUCAUUAAGGAACAACAAGAAAUCGCUAGAGCGGAGCGCGCUGAAUCGCGUUCUAGGGCGAAGGAGGAAAGUGAAUUAGUGGCUCUACAGUUGGAACUUGCUAAAGCCCAAGUUGCGAAUGUAGAUAGUAAUGAGGAAACUGCGCGUACUGUCAUACCCCCUAAGUUGCCUAAACUACCAGUUUUUGCGGAAGAUAAGGAUAGGUUAGAUGCUUAUCUGGGUCGUUUUGAAAGGUACGCUACUGCACAACAGUGGCCACAAAGUGUUUGGGCUAUCAAUUUAAGUGCACUGCUUUCAGGUAAGGCAUUAGAUACAUAUUCUAGACUGUCGGAUUUUGAUGCACAGGAUUACCAAGUGCUAAAGUCAGCAAUUCUAAAACGAUAUUCUUUGACUAGUGAUGGGUAUAGAAAGAAGCUACGUACGGCUCGCCCAGACAGUGGGGAGACAGCCGCACAAUUUGUACACAGAUUACAGGGUUAUCUCGACAAAUGGUUAGAACUUUCUGAGUUGACGAAGACAUUCGAAGAUUUAGCACAGGUUGUACUUAUGGAGCAGUUCUACUCCAGUAGUCCCAGAGAAUUAGUUGUGUUCAUAAAGGAACAGAAGCCAAGAACAUUGGCAGAAUUGGUGAAAGCUGCUGAUCGAUAUGUGGAUGCUAGGUCAGGAUGGACUAGUGGUAAGUCUCAGCAGAGUCAGCCAUCUCCUACUCCCAAGUAUAAUCCAAGUCGAACUAACAAUGCAGGUAAUUCGAAGCCUACAGAUGGAUUGCCAAGGCAAGGAAUUCCUAGACCAUUAUGCUUCUUCUGUGGAAAGCCUGGACACAAAUACAGGGACUGCACAAAGCGCAUCAGGAAGGAGAAGCUGGCUGCUGGCAUCGUACAGAUGAAUGACGACGAGCAAGGUAUCUCCCAAGGGAAAAGUUCGUCAGAUCAACGGCGUAAGGACGGUACAGCCGGCAAGAAGAUCGAAGGAUCAGACCCAAUAGAAGGGGACAUUGAGAAGGGUUGUCUCCUCAUUCGAUUCGAUCAAAUGAAUAAUGACGAGCUGCCAACCGUUAGUGCUGCUUGUGGAGCCAAGCUGGUUACGGACAUGCCCGUUGUGGAAGGUCUCCUCAACGAGACGCGAGUGGAGGUGCUACGUGAUAGUGGAUGCUCUACUGUUAUUGCGAAGAAAGAUCUCAUCAGGAAAGAACAGUUCACUGGCCAGGUGAAAUAUUGCCUCCUGAUUGAUCGCUCUGUGAGGAAAUUUCCUGUCGCUAUUGUAUUUGUGGACACCCCAUUCUAUACUGGUGAGGUGGAAGUAUUAGUUGUUGAGAAUCCCCUCUAUGACUUGAUACUAGGUAACGUCGCUAAUGUCAGAGACGCGAGUGAUCCAAAACCAGAUUGGAAGUCCUCUAAGGAGGAAGGUCUCGCAGUUCAGACGAGACAACAGCGCCGGCAAGCUGAUAAACCCUUGCGAAAACUAAUUGUUCCUGGCCAAGUCGAUGGUGUGUCGGCGGAACAGUUUCGCAGAGAACAGGAAGUGGAUCCGUCACUUAACGGACUUCGUGAGAAGAUCACCUCAGGUGACGAGAAAGUCAGUCUCACAGGGAACAAGUCAAAGUUCAUCAUGAAAACCAACUUGAUGUAUCGACAAUUCUCUACGAGAGAGCCUGAUGAGACUACGCUGCAGCUAAUUGUCCCCGAGAAAUACCGAAGACAGGUCUUAUUACUAGCCCACGAGUCAAUUUUAGGUGGACAUCUCGGUGCGAAGAAGACAAUUGACAAGAUUAGUGCUCACUUCUAUUGGCCAGGAGUGCAGGCCGAUACUAGACGCUACUGCCGUUCAUGUGAUGAAUGUCAGCGUUCACUGCCCAAGGGCAAAGUUACCAAAGUGCCUCUUGGUUCAACGCCUCUUAUCGACGAGCCAUUCAGGCGUAUCGCCGUUGACAUCGUCGGACCAAUUGCACCCAUUACGUCAAAAGGGAACAGAUACAUCCUCACAAUAGUGGACUACGCAACGCGAUAUCCAGAAGCAGUAGCCUUAAGGAAUAUCGACACCCCCACUGUCGCUGAGGCUCUACUUAGUGUAUUUUCCCGAGUCGGUUUUCCAAGAGAGAUGCUUACAGAUCGUGGACCCCAGUUCACUUCUGAAUUGAUGAAGGAGGUGAGCAGAUUACUAUCCAUCCGCCAUCUUACUACCACACCGUACCAUCCAGCGUGUAAUGGUCUGGUAGAACGGUUCAAUGGGACAUUGAAGUCCAUGUUGAAGAAAAUGUGUGAAGAAAGACCAAGUGAUUGGGAUCGUUACAUAGAUUCUCUCCUUUUUGCAUACAGAGAAACUCCACAGGACAGUACAGGUUUCGCACCGUUUGAGUUGCUGUAUGGAAGAGACAUCAGAGGACCACUCAUGAUCCUGAGAGAGCUUUGGUCCAAUGAUGAGGCUUUGCCAGAGACCAAGACCGCAUACCAAUACUUGAUUGAUCUGAGAGAGAAGAUGGAGAAGACCUGCGAGAUAGCAAGACGGGAGCUCGUGAAGUCGCAUGAUCGUUACCGGAAGAACUACAACAGGAAGGCCAGAUCUAGGACGUUCAAGGUAGGCGAUGAAGCACUGUUGCUUCUCCCUACUGACCGAAACAAGCUCCUAAUGCAUUGGAAAGGACCUUUUCGGGUUGUAGGUGUCGUCGGUAAGCUUGACUACCGCAUCGACACAGGACAUCGUGUGACCACGUUCCACGCAAACCUUCUAAAGAAGUAUCCCCGCAGGGGUGAUGAACGCCAACAGACUAACGAGGAGUCUGACAAUGAUAUGGAUGUCGUCGGAAGUACCACGACUCCUAUGGAUAUAGCUGCUACAUCCGUCGUCAAUGACUAUGAGGAAGACGGAGAAGACCCGUCAGAUGAUCCAAAUCCUGACAAACCAAUCAAGAAGGAUCUACUACAUAGUCCUAGUCUGAAACAGACGCAGACACACAAAGAUGUUGUCAUUAACCCGGAGCUCAAUGAUGACCAGAAAGUUGAACUUCAGUGUCUUCUGAAGAAGUACUCUGAUACUCUGAUUGAUGUCCCCGGUGUAACCAAAGUCGGACAUCACGACAUCGUACUUUCUGACUCUAGGCCGAUCAAGAGCAGACCCUAUCCUCUCCCUCAUGCUAUGAGAGAGACUGUCAACAAAGAAAUCAAAGAGAUGUUGAAGUUAGGCGUCAUAGAAUCGUCAUCUUCACCAUAUGCAUCGCCUGUAGUCAUCGUUACCAAGAAAGACGGUUCAAACAGAUUCUGCUGUGACUACAGAAAGCUGAAUCUAGUGACAGUUAAAGAUGCAGAACCAAUCCCCGACCAGGAUGAGAUAUUUGCAAAACUCGCCAACGAUUACUACUUCUCAAAGAUAGACUUGACGAAAGGGUAUUGGCAAGUGCCUCUUACGAAUCAAGCCAAGCCCCUUACUGCCUUUGUGACUCCUGAUGGAUUGUACCAAUUCUGUACAAUGCCUUUCGGUCUGGUAAAUGCUCCAGCAACAUUCUCCCGUGUAAUGAGAUCAGUUCUUCGAGGAGUGCCAUGUGUAGUCAACUUCAUAGAUGACAUCCUAAUACAUACCAGGUCAUGGGAACAUCAUCUUGAAGUACUUGAGGAAGUUCUUCGUCUACUCAGCAAGGCCAACUUGAAGGCAAAACCAAGCAAGUGUUUCCUAGGUUUCGAGACCAUCGAGUUCCUCGGUCAUCAGGUGAGCAAGGGGUGUUUGAAGCCGAAUUUGGACAAGAUUGAUGCUAUCGUGAAUGCACGUCGCCCACAGUCCAAGAAACAACUUAGGUCCUUUUUGGGUCUGGCUGGGUACUAUCGGAAGUUUGUCCCGAAUUUCUCUGCCAUCGCAGUGCCCCUCACCGACAAGACAAAGAAAAGAUUGUCAAACGACGUGAUGUGGGAGGAAGCACAGGAGCUAUCAUUUCAGACUUUGAAGUCCUUGCUCUCUGCUGCACCCAUUCUUCAUCUCCCGGAUGUUGAGAAGCCUUUCAUCCUACGAACGGAUGCAUCUGACACAGGAGUCGGUGCAGUCCUCAUGCAAGAGGAUGAAGGCAAGAAAUUCCCUGUGGCUUACGCAAGUAAGAAGCUCCUACCACGCGAGAAGAAUUACUCAACCAUCGAGAAAGAAUGCCUUGGAGUUGUUUGGGCGGUCCAGAAAUUUGAGCCCUAUCUAUACGGAAGAGAGUUCGUAUUGGAAGUCGAUCACGAGCCACUUAGAUCCAUGAAGAAAGGAAAGAUGGCUAACGGACGUGUUCUGAGGUGGUCACUUGCCCGGUGGAGUCACUCAAUGUGA